Messenger RNA from Molossus molossus (Pallas's mastiff bat), 5764 nucleotides. RefSeq names its product inositol 1,4,5-triphosphate receptor associated 1 (gene IRAG1). The transcript has 20 exons. Lineage: Eukaryota; Metazoa; Chordata; Mammalia; Chiroptera; Molossidae. The record is from RefSeq and is a predicted model, not a curated record. Bases 71 to 2629 code for a protein of 852 amino acids.
UCUUGGAGCAUCUUUGGGGCUGACACAGCAGAGGUUCCGGGCCCCCGCGGCCACUCCUGCCAAGGCUGCCAUGCCCCACAUUCCCGAGGAUGAGGAGCCCCCCGGAGAGCCACAGGCAGCCCAGAGCCCCGCCGGCCAAGGCCCUCCCGCCAUCGUCCUGACUGGGGAUGCCAGUUCACCGGAAGGAGAAACUGACAAAAACCUGGCCAACAGAGCUCACAGUCCCCACCGGAGGCUUUCUCACCGACACUUGAAGGUUUCUACGGCUUCGCUGACCUCCGUGGACCCUGCGGGGCAUGUCAUUGACCUGCUAAAUGACCAGCUGCCAGACAUCAGCAUCUCAGAGGAGGACAAGAAGAAGAACCUGGCACUGCUGGAGGAGGCCAAGUUAGUGAGUGAGCGGUUCCUGACCCGCCGGGGGAGGAGGUCCAGGAGCAGCCCCGGAGACUCCCCGUCAGCGGUUUCCCCAAACCUCAGCCCCGGAGCUUCUCCUACAACCUCACGGAGCAGCUCACUCACUGUCCCCACGCUGCCUGGUUUGGAUGCGUGCAGUGGCCCACAGUCCCCUCCGCCUGGAGUACCCGCACAGGAGAAGGAGGAUGAGGCCGAAGUCCCUUCACCUCACUUUGGCGAGCCUAAUAUCCCCAAAGGGCUAGCUGACCGGAAGCAAAAUGACCAGAGGAAAGUGUCUCAGGGCAGGCUGACUCCUCGCUCUCCCACAGUUGAGAAGUCCAAAGAGAUUGCAAUAGAACAAAAGGAAAACUUUGAUCCCCUCCAGUGCCCCGAGGCCACACCCAAGGGCCCACCUUCUGGCUCAGGCAGUGGUGGGAAAAUGGCUCUGAACAGCCCCCAGCCUGGCCCUGCUGAGAGCGAGCUGGACAAGCCGCUCCUGAAGACAGCCAGGGAGGGCAACCCUCUGCCCAGAAGUCCAGCCCAGGGCUCGGGAGGGGCAGCGCCCCCGGGCCCCCAGGGAAAAGGCCCAGCUGGAGAGCCAGUAGGGCCCAAGGUUGGCUCCAAAGCCGAGCUUCGGCCCCCUCCUUCCCGGCCGCCCCUGCUCCGGGGGGUCUCCUGGGACAGCGGCCCUGAAGAGCCUGGCCCCCGGCUGCAGCAAGUGCUUGCCAAGCUGCCCCUGGCCGAGGAAGAGAAGCGUUCUGCGGGCAAAGCUAGCAGCAAGCUGGCCAAGGUGCCUGGACUCAAAGACUUACAGAUACAAGUGCAGCCUGUGCGGAUGCAGAAACUGACCAAGCUCCGUGAGGAGCACAUCCUGAUGAGGAAUCAGAACUUAGUGGGGCUCAAGCUUCCAGAACUUAGUGAAGCAGCUGAGCAGGAAAAAGGGCUGCCUUCUGAACCCUCCCCAGCUACUGAGGAGGAAGAAUCAAAGAGUGGCGUGGAUGUCAUGCCCAAUAUUUCUGACAUGCUGCUACGCAAACUGCGGGUCCACAAGUCUCUCCCUGGAAGUGCCCCUCCGCUCACCGAAAAGGAAGUUGAGAACGUGUUUGUACAACUCUCCUUGGCCUUUAGAAAUGACAGCUACACCCUGGAAUCUAGAAUUAACCAGGCUGAAAGGGAACGCAACCUGACAGAAGAAAACACCGAGAAGGAACUGGAAAACUUCAAAGCUUCCAUCACGUCUUCAGCUUCAGUCUGGCACCACUGUGAGCACCGGGAGACCUACCAGAAGCUGCUGGAGGACAUCGCUGUCCUGCACCGCCUGGCUGCCCGCCUCUCCAGCCGGGCCGAGAUGGUGGGGGCCGUGCGCCAGGAAAAGCGCAUGUCAAAGGCAACAGAGGUGAUGAUGCAGUAUGUGGAGAACCUGAAGAGGACGUAUGAGAAGGACCAUGCGGAGCUCAUGGAAUUUAAAAAACUGGCGAAUCAGAAUUCAAGCCGCAGCUGCAGCCCCUCUGAAGACGGGGUCCCUCGCACAGCGCGGUCCAUGUCCCUCUCUCUGGGAAAGAACAUGCCCCGUCGAAGGGUCAGUGUUGCUGUGGUUCCCAAGUUUAAUGCCCUGAACCUGCCUGGUCAGACUCCAAGCUCCUCACCCAUCCCCUCCUUACCAGCCCUGUCAGAACCAACUAAUGGGAAAGGCAAUUUUCCUGUCGUCACCUCAGCACUGCCAGCACUUUUGGAAAAUGGAAAAACAAACGGGGCCCCAGAUUGUGAAGCCUCUGCUCCCACGCCAACUCCAAGCUGCCUGGAGGAGAUUAGCCAGGAGACCAAGGCCGGGAUGGAGGAAGAAGCGUACAACAAGAGAUACCAGGAAGAUCUAAAGAAGACCAAGGAGCUCCAAGACCUAAAGGAAGAGGAGGAAGAACUUAAGAGUGAGGGCCCUGAGGAACCCAAAGAGGCAGAUGAAACUGAGGAAGAGGGAAAGGACCAGAAAAGCAGCAAACUUGAAGAAUUGGUUCAUUUCUUACAAGUCCUGUAUCCCAAACUGUGUCAGCACUGGCAAGUCAUCUGGAUGAUGGCCGCAGCGAUGCUGGUCUUGACUGUGGUGUUGGGGCUGUACAAUUCCUAUAACUCUUGCGUGGAGCAGACGGAAGGGCCCCUUGGAAGAUCCACUUGCUCAGCAGCCCAGAGAGACUCCUGGUGGAGCUCAGGACUCCAGCACGAGCAGCCGACAGAGCAGUAGGAAACCUGACAUCUAGCUAGUGUCCUGCUCCAGCACACAGCUCAUCACCCUUUCCCCAAGUUACAGUGCUGCCGGGCCCAGGUGUGGUCUUGCUGCCACCAGCCCAUCAGGGAAUGAGCAGGGGUUCUUUCAAAAUCAGCUCCUCUGUGAAAGCUAAUCACACAUCAUAAACUGAUGUUCUCAGAGGAUCAACAAAACUUCUCUGGGAAAGCAGCCAGUGGAUGAAGAAGUCACCUUCGCCAUGGAACUUUAAUGGAAGGGAAGGUCACCUGCCCUUGGCUCAGAUGGCCAGGAGAAAUAAAUACCUUCACUGCGGGGGACAGUAAGAAGCUCCCUCUCCCCCUUUUCCUCUUUGCAAUAGGAAAUCAGGAAGAAUUGUGCCUUAAGGCUCACUCUAACCCGAGGAUCAGGCUUGGAAUUUGGAGUCACAGCGUGAAUAUCUUCCCAUUUCCCAUCUCAUUCCUAUUCUCUUUCUGCCCCUUUGGAAUCAGAGUUUCUCUUUACAGAAGUAGGAAAGGUUUCUCGGAAAAAUAUUUAGGCUGAAUUUAGCUCAGCGCUUGAAAUGCAAUGGGAAGGUGUGAACUAAUAUAUACGCAUCUGUACACACACACACAACACACAUACACACAGCACGCAUGUGCAUGAAGCCAACAAGCAUCCAAACAUGUGCUCUGGAUAAAGCCAACCCACAGAUUUUUACUAGGUAUAGGGCAGUCGCCAGACACCUGUUCAAUGAGCUCUCCAUGUGGAUUCAAGAUGUUUGCAAAACACUGAGAACUCAUGGCUUCGAGGGUGAACUUGCUGGUCUCCGUGUCGAGUACAAUUCUAAGCUGUUGUACAGCACAAUCUACUCCCUGUUGUUCUCUCCCCACUGGGAGCAGUUAACCCCCAUGUAGGGUGAAUGGGGAGACACAGUGUGCUUCAGCUGCCGUGUGCCCACACGCCAGUGUGCAGCUGCACCGAGAGCUUCAGUCCCAGCGGAACUGCCAACUCAAACGUGUUUCAGAGCAUUCCCAGUUGUGUAGCCAAACACGGAGAAAGCACAUCCCCCCUUCCAUUGGACCUCUCGCUCCACCUUCACAGCCUUCAUUCAGCCCUCAUCAGUUUCGGGGUGUUGGUUUCUGUGUGGGUUUUAUUGUGGUUGUUUUGCUUUUGUUUUUGUUUUGUGGAAGUUGUUUGUUUUUGUUACUAAUACUCAUAAUAUAAAACUAUGAGACAAACACGGUUGUAGGUAUUACAUAGGUAUUAAUUCAUUUAGUCCCCAAGAAAAUCAAACAAACAAACUGUGAGGUGGGUACUACUCUUCUCAUUUUCAGAUAAGGAAACUAAAGCACAAAAAAUACAAGUAACUCUGAGAGGAUACCCAGGUAGUAAAUCAUGGGGCUGGAACUCAAAGCCAGGCAGGCUGGCCCAGGGGCUGCGCUCUUAACCGCAGCACUAAAUUGCCUCUUCCAGGGGUCUCCUACCUGGACGCCUUACUUUCCAGUCCCACUCCGCCAAGUGACCCUUCAGCACCUCCAAACCAUUUCUGGUUCCCAGACUACCCUGUUUUUUCUCACAGCUCUGUUCCUCCACUGACUAGUCUUUCUUCUGCUAUUCUCUUUUCUUCUGGUCACUCUUCAGGACCAAGUGCAAAAAUCAUCUCUCCCAUACAGGCUUUCAUGACCUCCCGCCAGCUCCCCACUCUACCCCACGCAGUAGGACACACCUCCUCUGUGCUUUCUGACACUUUUUAGACAUCCUCGUUAUUGACCAAACAAUAAUGUGUAGCAACUUAUUUCUGUGUCUCUCUCCCCUAGCAUUUUUUCUUCAAAGACAAGAACCAUGUCUUACCAGUUUCUGGGUAAGGCUUAUUAUGGUGGCUAAUGCUAGGGAGGUCGUCACUAAAUGUUGGUUGAAAGAACAAGGGAGCCUCCAAGGUGGCAGGGAGCAGCCUGGGGACAGCUGACAUUUUUCAUACUUCCCAGUACCAGCACCAGCACCACCUCUAUCGCAAUAAGAAAAGUAACAUCUUUAUUAGCCUCGACUUAUUCUAAUAUUUUUCAGUCUAUUCUGAGAGAGAACAGAAAUGGGGCCCAACUAGCAACAUCAUUUCCAAGCUCCAGAACGAGGCGUGAUGCAAGCCUUCCUUUCAGAAGACCCACCUAGAUUAGGCCCCACUUGAGAACGGCAUGUUGAUUUAAGGGGCACAUCCUUUCCAGUGUCUAGAAAAUCACUGUGAGAGAAGCCCAAGCCAAGGUGGACCAAGGAUGUGCAUUAGGUAAAGAGGUGCAGAUCAAGGCAGACAGACUGGGGGCAUGGAUGGAUGGUUUCCCUGCCCCUUCCAGGGAGACCAGACAUGAAGGAGCUCUAGGCCCUCGGAGCAAAAGACAGGAUGCAAAUAGAGCUCUUGAGAGAGUGGCUGAGAGACGGGGCUCUAGGCUGUUAAUGUCCAGCCUCCGCCUCCUCUUAAAGAAGGACUAGCUGAGCUGAUCUACUGUCCACUUGGCCACAGGGUUCCCACCUUUGUUUCCAGUUGAGGCAAAGGCCAGGAAAGGGGGUACAGUGAGUUCCUGAACCUCCAGGCGCUCCACAGAAAGGCCUGCUAGAGUCCUCCCAGACUAGGCCUUCACUCAAACUACUCCGAGAAUAAGGGAGACCGAGGAAAAGAAGGGCCAUGAGAAUAACCACAUUUCCGUGGGUAUUCCUGAAAAAGUACUCAUCGGUAUUUCUUUUCUGAAAAGCAAAGGUCAACCUGAAGCGGAUGGAACUGUUGCCAAAGCAGCAGGGAAAUGGAGAGAAAGACGCUCUGUCUUUCCAAAAGUGAUAUUGAUCUGAAAUAAAAGUUCCCCUCAAAAUGCCUCUGAAGUCCGACAUUUCUGCUUUGCCCUAGGACUCUGGUGCCUGUUCUAUUGCAGAGUGAUGUGUUGUAUGUGCCAUUGUUGAUGUCACCUCCCGAAGGACCUUCAAUUUCCAGCUGCUACAAAGCCAAUAUGUAUUGCUCCCUGUGUACAGCCUGGCAGAGCAAAUGGAGAGGGAGAUGCUGGAUUUGUGUAGCACUGGCUGUCGGUUCCUAAUAUUGUUAAACCUCGCACAGGUGUGCUAGCAUUGAACUGUAGAGUGUCACAUGCCUGAGUUUGAAAAUAAAAGCACAUU